Molecule: messenger RNA, 312 nt
Organism: Cladophialophora psammophila CBS 110553
Lineage: Eukaryota; Fungi; Ascomycota; Eurotiomycetes; Chaetothyriales; Herpotrichiellaceae
Exons: 3
Coding region: 1-312 (103 amino acids)
Source: RefSeq, a predicted model, not a curated record
AUGGCCUACAUGUGGAUUGAAGCUUUGUAUCAUGUGCCGAUUAGCUUGUGGAUGGUUUGGGGGAUUUUCAAGGAUCAUCCGCUCGUCCCGCUUCAUCUCCUGAUCUUCGCCCUCGAGGUCGCCGUCACAACGCUAACGUGCGUCGUGGAUAUUUCCGACUGGGAAGGUUACACCUCGGCACAGAAAUCAGACCUGUAUGGCCUCUACGUCCCAUACUUGGUAUUAGCGUGUUUGAUGGGCGUCGACGCGUUUGUCAGAGUGAAAAGGCAGAUUCUGCACAACAUCGGUCCGGAGAAAGGGAAGACUGCGUAA